GCUGCAGCUCCUAGUUCAUACUCUCAGAUGUGAACCAGCCGAGCGGCUUCCUUCCUUGACAUCCUCGGCCGGCGCAGCUCAGUGUUCGAAUUAGUUGUGCAGAAUGAAUUCUCGUGUGGCAAGCAUUCACCUGGUCAGCCUGGUCAGCCUGGAUCGGCGGAUUUAGGAAAGCAAUGAGUUGAGAGCCACAUGUGCAUUUAGCCAACAUUAGUCAUUAGUCAGGAGUCUCUCGAAUUCUACGCAAGCAAGGUGUAUCCAUCAGUCUUUGCAACGAUGGAGCUCUUCUCCUGAAGAUCUUCCUUUACAUGGAGCAACUUGGGCUUGGAGUGUUCCGCUGUUGACGCUGCAGACUCGGCGAGCACUCUAUACGGUAACGAAUGCCUGACUGAUUUGUCUUCUUGCAGUUAUCGUCCAGUGUUUCAACAAGGUUAGUCAUCGUUGUAUGGUGUAUGUACAUAAUUGUACACUCAGCUCUUGCUAGUCUAACAGAGACGUGCAGCAUCAGGGUUUUCUAAGUUACGAUGAACUCUCCCGUUUCUAUGGAGAUUUUCCGCUGAUUCUCCGUAAGCCAUGCAAUUUCCCACCCUACUCCUCCUGUCAGGUGCCAUGCUACUGGCGAGUGAUUAUGUACACUGUGACUCUGCAGUCCACCAGUCCGCCACACAGGAGGCAGUGCAAGCCCCAGCAGCAACAAAGUCCUCUAGAGAGGUCAGCUCGCAGUCCCUCAGCUUGGAUUCGGACGUGUCGACCAGUCCAGCAAGCAAAGCUAGGUCGCCGAUCAGCACAGAUCAUGCAGCUGUGAGUGGACCUAUGGAUAAUGUAAUAGUCAGUGCCAGCUCAGAAGCCAGUCCAGGAAUGAAUAGUGAGUGUGACACUCUGCCAUGUGACACUCUGCCAUAUGACUGUAACCACCGCUUCUUCUCACCCACCGUGUGCCAGUACGACGAAGGCCAAUCUGCAGAAGGAUCGUUAGUAGGUGCCAUGUUUGCUUUGCAUCACACGUUUGACUUGGCGUCCAACACGUGUCCAGCUGGUUCACUGCAGCACCAGGAUGCGGCCAUCAGGACCCAUGCCUUGCUGUAUGCACGGCAGAAGUUCCUGGAUGAUGCUGAACACGAGCAGCCCAAUGUAACCAAGAUGCUGAGAGAGAAGCUGGGAGUGAAGUUAUCAGACCUGCUAGGUGUUAAGGUGCGGGAUACGUGUGCAUCGCUGCUGCUGAGUUCAUCACUGGCAUUGCAAAUGACAGCAGCGGUAACUAACAACAUGGGCAACACAGCAGCUAGCCAUGCAGACGGCGCAUACUGGAGUCCUGCAAGUAGCCAGGGUAGUGGUACCGGCACUGCAAGUCCUACUACUGCUUUCACCGAUGAACAGAGCAUAGCAAACUCUACUGGGAACAGCGACAGCACAUCAGCAGCAGCAGCAAUGACAUCACCGGCAAUGACAUCAUCAUCACCAGCAACAACAGCAGCAGCAUCAACAGCAGCAGCAUCAACAGCAGCAGCAUCAACACCGACUAGUAGCAGUACUGAAAGUCCAGCCCGCAACACGUUUGUGCCCUGUCAGUCUCCGAGUAUGGACAUUCUCCUUGGUCCUGGUCAGAGCACAGAGGUAGCUAGUGUAUCUCAGAUCGCUGCCUCGCAGUCCGUGCCGCAGAUAUCAUUCUGGGCUACAAGUAGGGAGUUUGACAAGACGGAUGUCUAUCCGAACCUGUUUCGCGUUGUCCCCUCCGACAAGUUUCAGGUCCGUGGCAUGGUGGACGUAGCCAAGUACUUUGGCUGGAGCUACAUAGCGCUGAUUGCUUCCAGUGACAAUCUCUAUGCACAGCAAGGAAUGGAAGGAAUACGCAACGAGGCCAAAGCUCAGAACAUCUGCAUCUCCCACGAGGCUAGCAUAGCCAGAGCGUAUCCAGAACGCAUGCAUCAGACCAUUGACAUACUGAUGGCAACGCCGCAGUUGAAAGUCAUCGUGCUUUUCUCCUUGCUGGCAGAGGCACGUAUGUUCCUGAUGGCAAUGAUUGAAAAGAAAUAUACGGAUGUAGUGCUGCUGGGCAGUGAAGACUGGGUCAACAGGCUAGACUACUCCAGCUUUGCUACCAAGACUGGUAUGCCCGCUAUAAUAGGGAUGGCACCACGCGCUAUCCGCGGUGAUUACUUGAGGAGCAUAACGAAUGAAAUUGCCCAGUCAUUCUCCAAUGCCAGCGUGCUAUCCACGUUCUGGCAAGGCAAUCCCUGGUUGAAAGCAUACCUCCAGGAGAAGUAUAACUGCACUGUUCCAGCAUCGCACACUGGCUUUAGUGGUCACUCUCUUGCUACUGCUGCUGUCAACUGUCAGAAUAUGCACCAGGAAAGGCCAAAGAAGAGAGUUUGCUCCAACGACGAACUGACCAACACUGACAUCACCAGUGUCCACGAGACAGAGCCAAUUAUUGAAGCCUUGUACCUAGCCAUGUCCACCCUCCUUCACACACUAGCUGAACAGGCAGAGGAUAUGCCAGAUGUGAAGAAUGCAUCUGAGGCAAGCAGUGGCUGCCGCACUCAGGCUAGACUAGAUAACAAUGCUAGACACAGACACUCCAGGGCUAUAUACUGUAUGCUUAGCAAAGCUACCGUGCCAUGCGACCAAGUGCAGCAUCUGAUACCAGAUGAGUACAAGACAACUAACGUUAACAACAACCAGACACGAUGUCGCUUAUUUGAUUCCGCAACACAGAGUGCUCUUCCGUUGUACUGGAUAGUGAAUGUGCAGCGUGUGUCCACCACCAGUUUGUUGCUGAGAAAGGUGGGCAGUUGGCAGGGAAUAGGGAGCAACGUAUCAUUAGCAGAGCGACUGACUUUCUUCAAUGCACCACGUCUUUUCUGGGGUGACAAUAGUAGUUCGAAUCACCAGCAUCAUGAUGUCAAGCCAUCCCGGCCUAUCGUCCCAAUUUCAGUGUGCCAUCAAGAAUGUCCGAAUGGAACACACGUCCUGAGAGAUAAGCAUCUACCGCUGUGUUGCUGGACCUGUGUGAAGUGCCAGACCAAUGCUGUCUCCAACCAAACUAACAGUGAACAGUGCACAGCUUGUGAUCCCAGAAAACACGUGGCAAAUGCUGAGCAGUCUCACUGCGUGGAUAAGCACAGGAAAUACAUGACAGUCACCAGUGGUUAUGGCAUCGUGAUCAUAGUGCAGGCAUGCAUUGGAUGUGUGACACUGCUACUGACCUUGCUGGCAUUCCACCGCCAUCACGACAAGCCCUACAUUAGGUGUUGUGACACUAAGCUGAGUGCAGUUAUUCUGUGCUCCGGCCUGGUCUCGUUCGUGUCCAGCAUAGUCACCCUACUACCACCCUCGCAUCAUCAGUGUACGCAGAUUCUUCUCUUCUCUACUCCCUGGCCUAUCCUAUCCACGGCUACCGUGCUGGUCAAGACUAAUAGACUGCGUGCCAUAUUCAACAUGGACGGUGUGUCACGUGGCAAGGCUCUGCAACUGCAAUAUCAAAUUGCAGUCAUCCUGUUCCUUACCGGCCUCGGUGAAGCCAUUGCCGUCACUGCAGUGCUGGUAGCUAAUCCUACAGUGGAGGAGAAGAACUGGCACACUGAUACCAUCGAGGUGGUGUGCCAGAGCAAGAAGUUCACCAGCUGGUACGGUGCCAUUGUGGCCUAUGACAUGCUGUUGACAAUUGUGAACCUUGCCAUGGCCUUUCAAGUGCGCAAGCUGCCCCAGCAAUACAAUGAAGCGAGGCUGAUCUUCAUGGCUUCGUUCUGUACAUUUGUUGUAUGGCUUGCCCUGGGUCCAGCAUUCUUCAUCACUGGACAAGGUUUCCUGCAGCCAUUCAUCAUUGCCUUGUCUUCUUCAGCCCAGGUUUGGUCCCUCUGGGCAUGUUUGUUUGCGCCACGCCUCUAUGAAAUUGUUCGCAAAAGGGACUACGGACCUCAGGCUACCGAUACAGGCAUACCCCACAAAGUGUCUUCGACAUUUGCGCACAGCCAACGCAGGACAUCAUACCGAGCUACCAGUAAUCGGUGCGGCAUAGCUCCAGUGCAGACCAUCUGUGUUAACGCCAAUACUGCCUGUCGCUCAAGAGAUACCCCGCUGGCAUCAUCCUCCUCUUCACCAUACUCAGAUUCUGCUGUAACAUAUACGAGUACCUCACCGGAUGAGCAAAUGGUCAAGAAAUGCACAUCCCUUUCAGCAUCGAGCAAUUUAGACUGCACACUGCAGCCUCCUCAAACAGCAGCAGCAGCAGCAACAACAUCCUCUACCUCCUCCUCCUCCUCCUCCUCCUCCUCCUCCUCCUCCUCCUCAUCAUCAUCAUCAUCAUCAUCAUCAUCAUCAUCGUCAUCAUCAUCAUCAUCAUCAGCAGCAGCAGCAGCAGCAGCAGAAGCAGCAGCAGCAACAGCAGUAGCAGAAACAGCAACAACAGGAGUAGCUAGGUUGCAUCAACCUGAAACACUAGCACGUGCUGUAAGUAACUAUCAACGUGCCUCACAGCAGUAUGCUUCUCAGCAAUCAGAUCCCUAGAGACUUUGAUUCCCAUGAUUGACUUCAUUGAGUUACUACACAUUCGAAGGUGCCAUUGGUCAUGGCAGUUAGUCUGUGUUCUUGAUCUUGUCAAUAAUCAUUACCGAUAUGCAGUGUGUUCACUACUCUUGAUCUCACGAUGACCUUUUCAACUACAGUACUACUGACUACUGUCCUACUGUACUACUACUAGUAACUUGAUUUGAUGUUACCCAAUGCCACUGUCACGUGAUUAUAUCAUUGCCAUAGCUACGAGUUCACACCUAUAGUAUUAUUUAUACACACAGGCACAUAUCGUUAAAAAAAAGAAGUAAAUUAUCGUGUCCGUUCCCGAAGGGAACUCACGACGGCCGCUAACACCCGGUAAACCCUAGCGGCAGAUGCAGCGCCUAACGGUGGGGGUGAGUGGAUGAGUCUCACAACCACUGGCACAAGUGCCGAGAACGACCCCAUUAGCUGCAUCCAUGUACCCCUUGUGCCUGGCCACAAGUUCCCAGUUGACUGUGGGUAGCAGCACGGCUGGAAAAAACGCUCCCAGGCAGGACUUGAACCAGGUACCUCUCGUAUCUCAAUCGUGGUCUUUGACCAACCCACGGUGUCUGCCUGGUUGCCCUCACAUAUCGUUAUCUACACACAUAUUUAAUACACACAAAUACACACUCAGACCUGCACAGACGCGUGUGCGCACA
Messenger RNA from Sycon ciliatum, 5192 nucleotides. RefSeq names its product metabotropic glutamate receptor 2-like. The record is from RefSeq and is a predicted model, not a curated record. Gene Ontology annotation, molecular function: adenylate cyclase inhibiting G protein-coupled glutamate receptor activity. Gene Ontology annotation, cellular component: plasma membrane. The transcript has a single exon. Gene Ontology annotation, biological process: G protein-coupled glutamate receptor signaling pathway; regulation of synaptic transmission, glutamatergic. Bases 571 to 4503 code for a protein of 1310 amino acids. Lineage: Eukaryota; Metazoa; Porifera; Calcarea; Leucosolenida; Sycettidae.